Messenger RNA from Fusarium sp. VM40, 2109 nucleotides. NCBI's taxonomy places the organism in Eukaryota, Fungi, Ascomycota, Sordariomycetes, Hypocreales, Nectriaceae. The record is from the annotation of a GenBank genome assembly.
AUGAACGCGCCAAUGAUCUACUCCGAGUCUCUUGGCACGGAGUCCCUGCGUCUCGCGACUAUCACCAUCAACUCUGAUGAGAUACCCUCCCUCACUCUCAAGACAUUCGAGCUCUCUAGCCCUACUAGGCCAGAAUUCUAUGCGCUGUCCUACACAUGGAACCCUCCUUACAAGGGCGAUCCCUCCCGAUACACAGAGGAAGACAUGCGUGACAUUCUCCUCAACGGGUCCAAAUUCUCUGUGAUGCCUAAUCUCUACGAUGCCUUCUUCCAGAUUCACCGGUCAUGUCCAGAUAUGCCAUUCUGGAUCGACGCUCUCUGCAUCAACCAGAGCGAUCUGCAAGAGCGCAAACUCCAAGUCGGCAUCAUGGACCAGAUCUUCGGAGGUGCAAGUCGAGUUAUCGUGUGGCUAGGCAAACCCACCCCCAAGACUGAGCUUGGCCUGAAAACUGUAGAGCGCCUCGCGUCUGUCAGCUUCACAGUCAGUAAGCGAAUCGUCAGGGAACAAAAGUACCAUUACACUCAUUCUCUUGAGGAAAUGAAAGAUGUGUACGGACUCGAUCCAUUGACCUUUGAUGAAGCCGAUGCCCUGAUAGAUCUUUUCGAAAGCCGCUGGUUUGCGAGACAGUGGGUGGUCCAGGAAGUCGCCCUCGCAAAAGAAAUCGACGUUGUGUGCAACGACAUGGCCGUCCCUUUUGACAAGAUCGGAGUAACAGCCCUGUUUCUGCAUCUCACUGGCCUGCUGGUAGCAAUGAGUGCCACGCUAGUUUCAGGUGGGAAGAAUUCAGAACUGUUGGAUAAGACGCAUCUUUUCCAGGCCGAGAGGACUCUAGUAGUCCGCGAGUGGUGCAAGGGAGACCGCAGUGAGAUAGCAGACAUAUUACCUCUUAUUGACUUCACCGCUGGAGUUGUAGAGGGCGUUCCAGCCCCUGGCCAGACGAAGGAGAGUAUGGUUGGCAUUGUGCUUCUGAAACUGCUGCUGUGGAUCGUGGGCUACGAUGCUACCGACCGUCGCGAUACUAUAUAUGGACUGGGCGGCAUUCUCAGCCACGUUGCUAGAAUUCAGGGUCUCGAUAGUAUCCCGCAGAGACUACAGCCAAACUAUCUGCUCGACACAGCUACUGUACUCCACAAUGCAGCGAUAGAGAUCAUACUGUCAACUGGGAGCUUGGCCCUUCUGGGUGUUGUCAAAGACGAAUCUCUGCGAGAGACACCAGGUUUACCAUCUUGGGUUCCCGAUUAUACCCCGUCAUUACUGCUGAAUCCCAUUGCUGGACCAAACUUCAAGUCCCUCGGCAAGUUUGAUGCGUCACAAUCCUUGGAUGCGUCCAAAUACAAGGUGGAUUUCCAUAUCGAUGGCAACAUUUUACAUGCUCGCGGCUUUCCCCUAGGUCGCAUUAAAGCUACAGGCGAGUCUCUCCAAGAAGUGGUCGCCGGAGAACUGAACGGGUUCGCUGCUAUGUUAAUCGACGUGGAUGACACGUACCGAUUCACCAAUCAGCCUUUCGAGGAGGCUUUCUGGCGAACCUUGAUCUUUGACCAGGACUUAUCCGAUCGGCCAGCCAAGAUUCCCACGACCGAGCACUUUCAGCAUAUGGUAAUGAUCUUGACUAUUGGACAGAUGAAUAAGGCUUUCUCAUCCGGAGGCGUAGAUGCUAUCGAAGCUUUCCUCAAGACCGUAGGAGCCAUGGACGAGUUGCACGCGAAGCAUCCGAAACAGAGUCCCUUCUACAGUAGCGCCUACUUCACAUCGUGCGCCAGAAAGCUUGGCUACCUUCCCGAGGAAGGAGACGACAAACCUAUGGCAUACGACGAGCUGAUUGCUUGGGUGGGUAUGAUGCAGAAGAACGCGCUGUACCUAAUGGCAUUGAUGAGCACGACCCUUUCAACCCGACGACCAGCGGUAACCGAUCAAGGGUAUUUCGCCUGUGUUUUUCAGGCUUCGCUAGUCGGUGACGAGAUCUGGGUCGUUUCUGGAUGUCCAACGCCACUAGUUCUGCGAAAGGAUGGUCAGCGGUAUAGUUUGGUGGGCGAGGCGUAUGUUCAUGGUGUUAUGCAUGGGGAGGCUGUGAAUGAGGGUAGUAAAUGGGAGGAUCUAGAGAUUGUGUGA